Messenger RNA from Stegodyphus dumicola, 3354 nucleotides. RefSeq names its product Golgi reassembly-stacking protein 2 (gene Grasp65). Gene Ontology annotation, molecular function: protein binding. Gene Ontology annotation, cellular component: Golgi apparatus. The record is from RefSeq and is a predicted model, not a curated record. Lineage: Eukaryota; Metazoa; Arthropoda; Arachnida; Araneae; Eresidae. Gene Ontology annotation, biological process: Golgi organization.
AGUGAUGAAACGCAGACAUAAGUAUGGUUUCCAGAUUGUUACAUUCUGGUUGGAAUACGAAUUCUGUUUAUGCCGGUAUUUUUGCUCGAUAUUGUCGGACAUGUCUCUUGUUUUGAUAACCGGUUCCUAUAACUUGUAAUGGUUGUUAUACGAAGUUCUCAUUAUAUUAUUAUAUGAAAUGUAUUGUCAAGUGUUAUUAUUUUACGUGUGAAAACAAAAGUUUCACCUUAUCGUUUAGAUUUUGAAUUGUUAUGAAUAUUUCACCUGCUUAUCAUAGCGCCGACUACGCUUCUUUUAUAUCUGCAUAACUUAAAUGAAUACCGUGAUUACAAGAUUGUAAACUUAUUAUGGUUCAGGAUAAUUCUCCUGGUUCUAAAGCUGGUUUAGAAGCAUUUUUUGAUUUUAUCGUAGCUGUUGGAAACACACGCUUGAAUCAAGAUAAUGAUACAUUGAAGGAAAUCUUAAAAGCAAAUAUUGAAAGGCCUUUGCGUAUGACUGUGUACAGUACAAAAACACAGACUGUUCGAGAUGUAGAAAUUACACCUUCAAAUACAUGGGGUGGCCAGGGCUUACUUGGAGUCAGCAUUCGAUUUUGUUCUUUUGAAGGGGUUAAUGAGAAUGUGUGGCAUGUUUUGGAAAUUCAGCCGCAUUCUCCUGCUGAUCUUGCUGGGUUUUAUCCGUUUGAUGAUUACAUCAUUGGAGCUGAUUCUGUUCUUCAUGAGUCAGAAGAUCUAUUCAGUUUAAUAGAAGCUCAUGAAGGGAAAGCAUUAACACUGUAUGUUUAUAAUGUUGUGUCUGAUUUAUGUCGAGAGGUUGUCAUAACUCCAAAUAAAAACUGGGGCGGUGAAGGAAGUUUAGGUUGUGGUAUAGGCUAUGGCUAUCUUCAUCGAAUUCCUUCUCGCCCAUCUAAAGUAGACGUUAAGAAACCUCCAUAUGCACAACUGCCUCAGAAUUCUCAAGCUGAUGGAUAUUCAUCAGUGCAAUUGAGUGCUGCAAGCCCCCCACCAGGCACACAGAAUUUCAGUUCUGGAUCUGAAGUAAAUGCAAAUCAGUUUUCAUCGCCAGCAUUGUCAACUCAAAAUUCUGCAUCCCUGCCAACAUCUUUGCCUCCAGCUGAACCUGUUGUUGUAGCUCCAACUGCUACUGUUGACAACAUUGAUGCUGUUAUGAACAACACACCAAAUGUACAACCUUUAACAACAACUCUCAGCUUACCUGGAAUGCCUGUGAUAACUGUGAGUUGCACUUUACCUACUGAUACCCUUGCAAGUUUAUCUGGUUCAUCUUCUGCACCUAUAAGCACAGCAGGCACUCCUAAUAUUGGUGACAACAGUUCUAACUCUCAUACAUCAUCAUUGAUGACAGCACCUCAGCAUGUAUAGGUUUACUGAUACUUGCAUAUUCUGUACUUGUGCUCCAGAAAUUAUGCAUGAAGAACUAUUGUACUAUGGCAACACUUUUAUAAAAUGUGCAUUUUUUAUGCUGUGGUACCAUAUUAAAAAAACUGAGAUAUGCAAUGGGUGAAUGAAAUACUGUAAUUUGUUGUUUUCAAAUUUAUAACCUUUUUUUUUUUUUUUUUUUUCUUUACAGCUCCUUCAUUUAAUGUUCAUUAAAAAAUAUUUGUAAACUAUUAAAUGGGUUUUGUUUGUUAUGUAUUUUUAAGAACUUGGAGCUGCUAGUCCAGUUCAUAAAGAUAAUCAAAUAUGCAAAUAAUAUAUUUUAAUAAGCAUUUUACAUAUCCUUAGCAUUUCAUUACUGUUUAAAAAUGUGGAUUUUUUUUUUAAACGUAGAAGUGGUGUUUUGACCUGGUAUAUAUGUAAUUUUAUGUGUGAAACUGAAAUAGUCCUUUUUUGUAAAUUAUUUCAUUAAUUUUGGACAUCUUCAGUUAAUUAUAUAGUAUUUUUCCUAAAUUAUUAUUUUAAGUAUGAAACAAUAUUUAAAUAUUAUUUUCCAUAUUUAUUUAUAGAAAAUGUAAAUAUGUGCCUAAAAUUUAAUUUUUUGUUUAUAAGUCUAAUAUAUAUAAUGGAACACAAAAUUUACAGUUUAAGGAUAAUUGCAUGUGAUCAAAUACUAAAAAAAUGUAUACUGAUAAUAAAAUUCAAAUAGUUAUUGUUCAAAUAGUGUUAAAAUUUGAAUAGAUAUUCAAAUAGAUUCACUGCAAUCUUCAGCAGAAAGGGGAGAUUUUACUACCCGAAUUUUUAAUGCUUUUGGUAUAAAUAAAAUAUGUUGUAUGAUCACAUUAGCACAGUAAUAAAGUAGAGACUGAAUCUAGUAUAUCAACCUCUUAGUUAACUCUUAUCUAAACUUAUAUUCUUUAAUGACUUCCUCAUCAUCACAGAUUAAUUUUGAUGUGUAGCAUAAAAUUUGUAUAUUUAUAUUUUAAGCUGUCAAACUGAGAAACAGGCUUUCACAAUUCUUGAAAUAUUAUGCAUAUCCUUACUGCUAAUCACCAUUAUAUAUUAUGAAUUAUAAAUUUCCAAAGUAUUACAAAUAUAGUAAUAGAGGACUUUUUGUGAUAUUGAGGGUUUGAUUUUAACUGAGCAAUAAAAAUAUAUUUUAUAUAAUCUCAGCAUUUCACAAAUUAAACAGAAUUCUGCUACUUAAUAGAAUCUCUUUGAGAAUCUUUUUCUCGGAUUUUUUAAUUUAUUUAUUUUACUGAGUCUGUCAAUUUUAAACUUAUUUUCAAAGUGUGAAAUGAGUAUCUUGAAACUUUGAAAAUUAGAAUAAUGUGUAUCUAAGCAGAUAGAUAUAUAAAUAGUUAGAAAUAUAAGCCAUUUAUAUUGAUUUGAGAAUAAACGAUCUUUUUAUUAUGUAUGAAUAAAAUCAUUUUAAUUGUAUAUUUAUAUUUAAAUGAUUUUUUAAUAUUAAUAUAAUGUAAACUCAGUGGGAACAUAUACACACACACAAAGGAAUCUUAAAAAAAUCUCUCAUUUUGUAAUUACUUCUGCAUUGUAUUUCCAAUUAUAAUAUGUUUUCCCUUCUGAAAUGACUCAUAAAUUCGAUUUAUAAGCUUUUGUGCAAUAACAAACUGAGCCUUAUGAUAAAAGUAGUUAUUUUUCUUUUGUUUUGUGCUAAUGCAUAUAUAAUCUUUUUUGUUGUUAGAGUUUUUGAGGUUUUUAUCAUACUUGGUUCCUAAUGGUAGUCUAUGUAAAAAAAAUAAAAAGUGGAUUUAUUUAUGUACUCAGUUUUAUAUCAGUCAUUCAUUAAAAAAAUAUUUUAAAGAAAGACACUUAAGGAAUGUAAUCUUUUUUGUGAAUUUAGACUUGCAAGUUUAUGUAUAUAUUUAUAAUGUAGAAAUUCAUUAUGUUCAAGAAAGAUAUUUGCAAUAAUUAAAUUCUUAAUUUUUUUUUUAAA